AUGGGUUUGACCUACAAGGACUACAGAGACGGAGGUCUGUUGCAGGACCGCUAUCUAAAAAUCGGCGAUAUCAGUGAAGGUUCGUUCGGAAUAGUCACUCUUGCACAGGACACGAAAUCGAACGACACCCUGGUCGCUGUGAAAUACAUCACUCAAGAUCCCAGCGAUUUCAAGUUCAGACACAAUCAAGGAGCGAAGGAAGAUGAGAAAGAACACUCAAAAAAGGAGAACUCAAAUGUUCAACCAGAAGUGGCUGAAACUGCAGAAAAGUCGCUCAAGCCUAAUGGGGCAUAUAACAUGUCUGUUGUGUUAAAGGAGGCACGUCAGGAGAUUGAGACUCUGAAGAAAUUGGGUUCUCAUCCCAACAUCACCGAAUUGUAUGAUUCGUUUGACACUUACUUGGUGCUUGAAUACUGUGUCAGGGGUGAUCUUUAUGAUGCCAUCAGAAAUGGCUACGGUCCGGGAUCGACUAGAGACAUACUGGAUGUCGUCGGGCAGUUGAUCAAUGCCGUCGAGUAUGCUCAUGAUCUGGGAAUCUACCACAGAGAUAUCAAGCCUGAGAACAUCCUUAUCACUGAGGAUUGGACUAUCAAACUGACAGAUUGGGGUUUGGCCACUACAGAGAAGUAUUGCACCGAUUUCGAUGUUGGUAGCGAGAGGUACAUGGCUCCGGAGCUACUGGAUCAUAAGGAUAUUGAGUAUUAUGAUGCUGAGAAGGUUGAUCUUUGGAGUACUGGUAUCUGUCUAUUGAACAUUGUUUUCGGUAAAAAUCCGUUUGCUUCUGCUACAGAGAAGGACAGAGUUUUCCUCCAUUUCGCUGCAAAUCGUGAGACUCUGUUUGACAUUUUCCCCUCGAUGUCAUAUGACCUGUUUGCGGUCUUGAAGUUCGUUCUUGCUUUGGAUCCAGACAACAGGAAUUUGCAGUUCAUGAAAGAUGAACUAGCAAAGGUUGAACAUGUUACGGUCGAUUUCGAUAUUGAGGAGUAUAUGAGAAAGAGUGAGGAAGAGAAAGAAGAGGAAGAGAUCCAGGAGGUCCAUGAGACCUCGGAGAAGUCCAAGUCAAUUCCAAGUGUCACCGUCACUGAAUCUUACAAGAAGUUCAACAAUCGCGGAGAGAGAAAGCCAUUGGCAAUUCCUACUUCAUUCCGUCGUAACGGUCAUUACAACAACGGAGAGACUUUUGAAGGUCAUAAGAGGUUUGACUUCAACAAUAAGACUUUCAAGCGUCAAGACUAUUUCACGCCCAAGUCUGUGUUCAAGAACUACAUCGAUAACGCAGACAGACACAGGGAAGCGGCCCGUUCUACCAACUGGCAGAGUUUCAGAACCAAACCUGUUAACAACAACAACGACAAGCGGGCUUGGAGAAAGGGCAAGAGCGGAUACCGUUCUCGUAACAGCUAUCACAACAGCUCUGGGACCCAAUAUUUCAAGACUCCUGAACAGAAGGUAUCCAUGGCAAAGUCUCCCUUUGGUAGUCGUACCUACAACUCUUCCUCUAGCAGGCAGGGGCUGUAUGUUCCUCCUAACCUGAGGUCACCAGUGUUGGCGAUGAACUCACCACUCGCAAGGCCGGUUAGAGACGACUCGCCAGAAUUAGAGGAUAUUCCCUCUGACAGAGACGACGAGCUCUUUGUUCUGGAUGACGACUACUCAAGAGAGGCUAACGGUCAUUCCAAUGAUGGAGGCCAUGCUCAGCACCAAAGUGGAGGCCUCCAUGAGAAUCAUCGUACCAUGAGCAGAUGGCUCAAGAAACAUGGAAGAGGAAGCAGAAAUGGUAAUGAAAAGCCUCAAACUCUGAAAGGAGAAGAUGGACAUGCUAUGUAUCCAUCCUUGCUCCUUCCCUCUUUCAUGUCACCAGUGAAGGCAACGAGUGCGGCUACGCCUGUAAGUGCUUCGUCUUCCCAAACAACUGCGACAACCGUUUCGGGUACACUUGGAAAGCCAGUGGACGUUUUUGGCUCGGAUAUUUCCUCGGUUGGUACAAGCCUGACUGAGCCAUCCGUUCCUAUGGCAGUUCCUAAUACCAAAAACGGUGUCUAUGUCCCCCCUCAUCACAGACAAACCGUUGCUGGGCGUCAGCCAGUAAGAAAGUCUUUCAACAGCCGUGCUGAUGCUCUGCUUUCUUCUUCUUCAGGUGACAAGCCAUCCAGCCGUCAUCGGCUUCUGGUUCCCGAGGCUGCGACCACAAUUACCACGCCGCUCAAGGCACAGCAAGCAACUGUCUCGUCUUCAGUUCCAGCCAUUGGCACAGAUUAUUGGUUCAACCACUUCAACGAUGCCAACGUUGACUGGUUCGAGCUGGACGACGAUGACUUUGAUACAAGUAAUGAUAAUGAUGAUUAUGACAAUUUGGAAACGGAAACCUCGGCCUCCGAUAAGAAAGAGUCCAAGACUCAAGAGACGGUUACCGUCUUUGGUGUUGGCGAUGGGCUUGAAUUGGGCUCCAUGCGCCAUGCCUAUCCUAAGGCUUAUCCGGUGGCUUGA
Messenger RNA from Kuraishia capsulata CBS 1993, 2487 nucleotides. RefSeq lists its product as uncharacterized. Gene Ontology annotation, cellular component: cytoplasm. Gene Ontology annotation, molecular function: ATP binding; protein serine/threonine kinase activity. The coding region runs from base 1 to 2487 and encodes 828 amino acids. Gene Ontology annotation, biological process: autophagy; peptidyl-serine phosphorylation. The record is from RefSeq and is a predicted model, not a curated record. NCBI's taxonomy places the organism in Eukaryota, Fungi, Ascomycota, Pichiomycetes, Pichiales, Pichiaceae. The transcript has a single exon.